Messenger RNA from Ogataea philodendri, 990 nucleotides. RefSeq lists its product as uncharacterized. The record is from RefSeq and is a predicted model, not a curated record. Gene Ontology annotation, cellular component: mitochondrion. The coding region runs from base 1 to 990 and encodes 329 amino acids. Lineage: Eukaryota; Fungi; Ascomycota; Pichiomycetes; Pichiales; Pichiaceae. Gene Ontology annotation, biological process: L-citrulline biosynthetic process. The transcript has a single exon. Gene Ontology annotation, molecular function: amino acid binding; ornithine carbamoyltransferase activity.
AUGUCUAUGUUCAAAGUUGUACAACGGUCGUACUCAAAUAUGUCCAAAGGUUUGAAGCAUUUAGUGUCCAUUUCGGAUCUCAGCACGUCCGAGUUUGCCUCGCUGGUGGACCGGGCCGCAUACCAUAAGAAACUGAUCAAGUCUGGAGAGCCUGUUGGUUCUGAGAUCAGCGACGCCUUGAAGGGCAAGCUGGUGACUCUGAUGUUUUCCAAAAGAUCCACAAGAACCAGAGUCUCAUCGGAAGGUGCAGCGGUGUAUUUUGGCGGACACCCAAUGUUCCUUGGUAAAGACGAUAUCCAGCUGGGUGUGAACGAGUCGUUGUACGACACCACCAGAAUCAUCUCGUCCAUGACGUCCUGUAUAUUUGCGCGUGUGAACUCGCACUCCGAGAUCCAGCAGCUAUGCCAGCACUCGUCCGUGCCGAUCAUCAAUUCUCUUUGCGACACCUACCAUCCGUUGCAGGCCAUCUGCGAUAUCCUGACGAUCAAGGAGACUUUCGGCGAGACCAAGGGUCUGAAGCUCGCAUGGGUGGGCGACGCCAACAACGUGAUCAACGAUCUGGCCAUUGCGGCCCUAAAGAGCGGAAUCAGCGUGUCGAUUGCCAAUCCUGAAGGAAUUACCAUGAACCCAACCAUUUUGGAAGCUGCCAAGCUUGUCUCCGAAGAAACAGGAGCCACGCUCGAAACCUCGCACGAUCCAAAGAAAGCAUGUAAGGAUGCCAACAUCAUCGUCACCGACACGUUUGUCUCGAUGGGAGAAGAGGCCCAGAAACAGCAGAAACUCAAACAAUUCGCAUCGUUCCAGGUGAGCUCCGAGUUGACCAAGCUGGCAGCAGCCAACUGGAAGUUCAUGCAUUGUCUGCCUCGUCAUGCCGAGGAGGUGACGGACGAGGUCUUCUACGGCAAGAACUCGAUCGUGUUCGAAGAAGGAGAAAACCGGCUGUACGCUGCCAUUGCGGCCAUCGAGCACUUUGUGCUACCUAGUAAAUAA